AUGAUCCAAGUCGAUGUUUGGGCUUCUGAAGGUCCUCACAUCAAUGACAUCGGAGAAAUGCCGUCCAUCUACCAGUACGUGGUCUAUUUGGGAAAAACUCACAACGCACACAUUUGCAUCCGUGGCACACUGUUGAUCACUAGACCAAAUGGAGGGGGAUAUACUGCAGUAUCAAGUGCUUCAAAGCACUGCCAGCCAGUAACGGACGCGUGUCCUCCCUACCAUCAGAACUUGAUCUUCGAACAACCGCUACUGAGGCUUGAUCCCGAUCUGCACGAACUUUUAAAUGCACUUGCUACUGGUACUGCCGCUGCUGGUGCUGCUGCUGCCGAAUCCCGAUGGAUCAACUCAGACCCUGAAACUCGCGAACUGCAUCGACCGAGAACCGCCGUUAGAGUGGAAUGUUGCAGUCUGUUGAAAUCUGGUCUUAUUGAAAUUUUUCGACCUUGCUGGGGCUCUGUAUUUUGGACAGCGAUUACGACGACGACGACGACGAUGAAGAGAAUGAUGAUGAUGAUGAUGAUGACAACGACGACGGCAACGACCACAACGACGACAAAGACCGCGCGAGCUGGACGACCCACCAGUUCCUCCUUGGUGGGAAUGGGGAAGGUCAGCGCGGUGUCCGCUGAUCUGCUGGCGAACGAAUGCAAAAGACCCUCUUGAAGCUGCCCGGUACAUGCUAGAAGCGGGCGGGCGGAACGAAAGCUGCGCUUGUUGAUAUCAAAAGUUUGGCAAUGGUGCGUCGUCUUGUUUGCAGGGGUAGGCUGCACUCCUAACUGCUCCACCGAACCACCGGCCGUUGGUCGACGACUUUAAUUAUAUCUAUAAAUAUUGAACAAACGUGUAUGAGUGUACGCCACAGGCUGGACACGAGCUGGAAAGAUUGUGUAUCGAACUGAUCGCUUUUGUAGCGCACGGCGACGACGAUGAUGGUGCGGCGAUGAUUGGGAAUGGCAGAAAUACUA
Messenger RNA from Topomyia yanbarensis, 968 nucleotides. RefSeq lists its product as uncharacterized. The record is from RefSeq and is a predicted model, not a curated record. NCBI's taxonomy places the organism in Eukaryota, Metazoa, Arthropoda, Insecta, Diptera, Culicidae. Bases 1 to 666 code for a protein of 221 amino acids. The transcript has 3 exons.